Messenger RNA from Durusdinium trenchii, 1309 nucleotides. The record is from the annotation of a GenBank genome assembly. NCBI's taxonomy places the organism in Eukaryota, Dinophyceae, Suessiales, Symbiodiniaceae.
CAGGAGGAUGGAAUCUAGCAUUUUUCAGCUGCAUGAUACAAAAAAGAUGAUCCCCGAACUUUCGUUAAGUUUCAGCCAAGAUGCCCCUUCCUCAAAUCCAACCAGUAGCUCAUCAGCCAAGUCCGAACCGGAGUCCGAGCCUCCCAAAUCAUGUUUUGGUGGAGAGCCGCUUUUAUCGUUUUUUCUUGGAUGUGCCAGGCACCAGAUAUACAAACAAUAAAUGCUUGAACGGCACAGGUCUGGCCUUCAUCUUGGAUUGGUUCCGACGCUGCAGAAGUCGAAGGCAUCUUCCACAGCAACCUCCUGCGUCAAGAAGUUCCCGACGCACUGUGGAGCUCCCAGCCAUUUGCUGCUCAAGGUCUCGACGCUCCUCUUUCAGAUUGGCCUGUUUGUAGACAUCCAGGAGAACAAUGCCAUUGGGGACCAUCUUCAUGGCGCAGAGCACGCACAACCUCGGCAGACUAUGCGGAGGCCAUUCUGCAAGAUGACCGAUCCUGGCGUGACACAGCAUCGGCAUGGCCCCUGUGUAGCAGGAGUAGGUUGUACCACAGAAGGAGCAUCAGCAUCCCGCCUCCUCGCACAUCUGCUGAAGACGGAGACCAAUCGCCUCAAAGCCCAUGCUUGGAGUCGAUGGCUCUGAUUUCACUGAGGGCUGCGUGCACAUUUCACACACAUCACUAAUGACACCUUAAGGCUUUAAGACCCGAAAAGUGGUCGUUUUGUGUGUUUCAAGUACGAACUUGGAUUAUGAAUACGAGGUCCUGAAAAGAGGCUCAAAAGCAGCAAGGUCAAAGAUUAUGAGCACGUUGGAAGGUCCAGGUAUACUUAAAAGUUGAUAGUUCAUCCAUUUGAGCAGUGCCGUCAGUUUGUGCACAACUAGCAGUGGUGGCGUGAAAAUAUGGCCAAGCUAAAAAUGCCAUCAAUCAUUAAGUUGUUUGAUGUGUUGCUUUCUUAUUAGUCAGCACAUCACCAGGCCCUGCAACUUCCCUUCGCCAGGUGGCAACCUUCGCCUGCACUGGACGGCAGAAAAGGAAGACACUAUGCAAACGGUUUGGCUCGGGCUUCUUCCAAGGUCGAUCGCUCCAAUGUCUCAGGUUUGGGAGUAACCACUGGGUGGUCUUCUCUUGUUUUUGGUUGGGUGUGGGGAACGUCCAGGGGUUGGCGCAAGCGCCCCUGAUGGUGAAGUUUGAAGUUUGAGAUCAUGUUUGCCAAUACUUACAGUACUGUAUUUCUGGACCUUUGGCUUGUGAGUUCUUUCCCGUUCAUUUUGGCGAUCAAGUGAUACACGCGGGCUUCAUGCUCAGAGUAG